Molecule: messenger RNA, 2221 nt
Organism: Nematostella vectensis (starlet sea anemone)
Lineage: Eukaryota; Metazoa; Cnidaria; Anthozoa; Actiniaria; Edwardsiidae
Product: pleckstrin homology domain-containing family A member 8
Exons: 15
Coding region: 456-2018 (520 amino acids)
Biological process (GO): ceramide transport; intermembrane lipid transfer
Cellular component (GO): cytosol; cytoplasm; membrane
Molecular function (GO): ceramide 1-phosphate binding; ceramide 1-phosphate transfer activity
Source: RefSeq, a predicted model, not a curated record
CUUAGUUCUCGUGUUGUUUUUUUUAAAGUCGAAAAUUUCCAAUGAUUUCAGAACCAAACGCUCAACCUUCUAAAGAGUCGAAUGGCACCCUGUGAAGGUUGAGUGGUUUUUUAAGUAAUUAAUUUAUAGUUGUGUGUUUCUCAUUAAGCAGGACAUGUCUUUUUUCUCUCGCCUCCUCAGUCUUACUCUUUGGCCUGAAGAAAUGCCCUUUGGCUAUAUUUCCAUUUUGUCGUACCCCUCCCUGCCUUUUCGAACGCCAUUUGUCGAUUACCCAAAGCCCUCUGCGAACAAUAUUGUCUACGCAAGAUGGCUGCCACUUUGACAAAAAAUCCGUACUAUAAUCUUGGCUAAGCUGGAACAACUGCAGCUAUGCGUGAAUGCGGAACAGCUGCGGGUUUGAGUGAGAUUCAUUUGAUCUUGUCAGGGGUAUAAAACCGCAAAACCUUCGUCCCAGCAUGGCUUUGAUGGAGGGCACGUUAUGGAAGUGGACGAACUAUCUAAGUGGUUGGCAGCCCCGAUAUUUUGUUCUGGAAGUUGGAGUUCUUUCUUAUUACAAAUCCCAAGAAGAAGUUGGUCUUGGAAGUCGGGGUUCCAUAAAGAUGAGUUGCUGUGAGAUUUCUGUUCACCCUACUGAUACAGUCAGAAUAGACUUGAGGAUCCCGCCAGAACAAUACAUAUACCUACGUGCAGCUACUCCUGCAGAGAGACAACAAUGGGUGGUUGCCAUGGGAACCGCUAAAGCCUGCAUAACACAAUGCCCAUCUCCAAAUGACAAAAAGCCACUACAAACUUCAAAAACAUCACAGCUGAAAGAGAAGAUGGAAGAACUGAGCAUGUAUAGAAGUCUACUGUUACAGCAAAUAAGCACAAUCAAGCUUAUGUGCACAGAGAAAGACGACAACCAGGAAUUCAAUGAGGCAGCCACCAUGCUUUCGGCCACAUGUGAUGAGUUCUUGAAGAAUCUGUGUGACUGUAUGGAAAUCGCUGAUAAUAGUUUUUUGGGCUCCCCCCCUGGUUCCCCUACUCCGCAGAGCUCUGAGCAUGCAGCACUCCGGAAGCACCUUCUUCGGGACUCGCACAGAACCCCACCUUUGUCACCCACUUCCAGUGUUGCAAGCUCUUCUGUUGGAUCAAGUGCAAGCGCUUCUUCCUCUGGCGAGAAAGCUUCACCUUCACGCCCAUCACCGCCAAGACACAGCAUGCAAGCACCAGCACCGAGAAACACUGAAAGUAGAACACCAAGAACAACAAACGUUGCAACAGGAAAACCUAGAAUACCAACACCUAGUAGCUCUGCUAGCAGAGACGGUGCUAGUGAGCCUGCCAAGACCUCAGAUUUAAUUUCCACACCACGACAUGCAGAACCUGAGCAGCCCAAGGAGCCUGACCACAUCACAUUCUUUUCAUCAACACAGCACAAAUUUGAAGAUGUGAUAGUUACACCAGAUGGCGGUAUCCCCACAAAGUCAUUCCUGGCUGCAUGCACAUGCAUUCUUCCUUUCUUUGACGUGAUGGGUUCUACAGCAUUUGCUCCUGUCAAGAUGGAUAUCGGGGGCAAUAUACGGAAAAUAUCAAGUAAAUUCGACACCGAUCCAAAAGCAUUCUACACUCUUCAAAAUAUCGUUUACCAAGAACUAAAGAGCAACACUUGUACUGCCAAGAACUCUGCGACGGAUGCGCUGCUCUGGUUAAAAAGGGCUCUAGAAUUCAUGCAGAUCUUCUUGGCCGAGGUGGUUAAGGGCAGACAAGACCUAGCUGUGGCCGCGGGAAUUGCAUACGAAAAGACGCUGCGAAAAUACCACGGCUGGGUCGUACGAGGCGUGUUCGCUCUGGCGGUUAAGGCCGUGCCUUACAGAGAGGACUUCCUCACUACGCUCGGCACGACAGAGACAGGCCUGGCGCCUAGUCACGUGGUGCUGAGUGACAUGAAGAGUUGUGUGACGGCGCUGGGCGCUCUCACCCAGAACUUGAAUCUGUUUUACAUAAGCAACAAACUCGACUCAGAUCUCACUGUCUAGACUUCACUAAGGCCUGUAAUAGUCCUUCUUGCCUCAUGCUUUUACGGAUCCCUCCGAUCCCACGUCACCAAAUACUACUGAGAAUUUGUGUCUCCCAAAGACGCUAAACUACAUGAGAACAGACACUGUCAUGGUUUGAGAAAUGGUGCAAACUAGUUAGACUUGCAUAUUUUAAUUCAAUUAAAUUAAAUUAAUAACAAUUG